UUUCGCACGGGUGCUUUCACUGCUUAUAUCCACACGUAUACAAGAAUGUCAGGUAGAUAAUGCUGGUGUAUUGUAACACUUACGUGUUUGAGUUUGAUUCUUCCUUUGGUUGAUUACCUUAACUCAGUUCCAGAAACUUCCGCAUAUGUUUGGCCUUUGAGUUAGCAUCCAAGGUUGGGGAUGCGAUCCCAUAUUGUGUGAAGGCUAUUUCACUAUGCAAGUCACGUAUGCAGAAUCUGAAACAUGCCAAGGAAGCUUUGCUGGCUGAUAAAGAGGUUUGCACAUCUGCUGCUGGAGGACGCUCGGGAAAGUUCACUCCAGAAGUGGAGAUAGCUUUCCUUUCUAGAUUCUUGGCCCGACUCCAGAAGAAGCUUGAAAAACUGGAGCUAGCAAUGUCAGCCCCAAGCUCUUGCACAGAUAAGACUAUGAAGAGGGCUCUCUCAAUGGCGAGUCAUGAGCAGAAUGUUAGCAGUACUGUGGCAAGAGCUGCAUCUUCGACUUCACAGAUGGCUGGACCAAACGACAGCUUGCGUUCCCCAACUAUGUCUACAGCAGCAACAACAGGAGGCAUUGGAAGUGGUGUAACUGACUUCAGGAUUGUUAGCACAGGUAUGGAACACGGUAAUGACAAGCCGAUCUCUGACGAACCUUCUCCAAAGCGGUUUGCAGCAGAUGAUUCACCACUCGUGAAUGAAAUGUGAUAGCAGCUAGAUAGAACAUCUGGAAUUGCAAAGAUAUGCCUGAAAUAAUGUCCUACCAAGAUGUUACUGCUCCCUGUUCACGUUCCCUCAAU
Molecule: messenger RNA, 793 nt
Organism: Triticum aestivum (bread wheat)
Lineage: Eukaryota; Viridiplantae; Streptophyta; Magnoliopsida; Poales; Poaceae
Exons: 2
Coding region: 228-701 (157 amino acids)
Source: RefSeq, a predicted model, not a curated record